UCCCUUCGCUGGCCUCACCGCUGCCUCAUUGCUUCCUCACCACCCGCACACCGCUCUUUAUUUGCAUUCGCCCACUCCCGCAAGCAUAAUCAUGGUCUCGUUCUCCUGUGAGAACUGUGGAGACGUCCUCACCAAGAAGAAGCUGGACCCGCACCGCAACCAAUGUCGUGGCGCCUCCUUUACCUGUAUCGACUGCAUGGUGCACUUCUACGGCACCGAAUACCGCGCCCACACUAGCUGCAUCAGCGAAGCGCAGAAAUAUCAGGGCGCACUGUACAAGGAGAAGAAGGCAAAGCUGCAGCAACAACAGAAGGCCUCGCAGGCGCUCGUGCCGCGACAGGCAUACGUCGAAGAUGCCGUUGACCCAGACAGCGGCGCCGUUGCCAUCGUCGACGCCCCUCCUCACGCCCCAAGCCCUCCGCCAGCCGCCUACUAUGGCGAGCAGGGGGCUCUACCUUCGGUCAAUGUCUUCGAGUUCCUCGUCGAUUCAGACACACCCAACGCUUCGAAGGUCGCCUUGCCGCCGCCAGAAGAAUCCCGUAUGAUUGAGAACAACAAGCAUCAGGGGGAUGAGCACCACAGGUCUAGCUCAGACUUGGUCCGCGUGAAUGCGCUUGACUUCCAGAUGGAUGACGAGGACCGAGACUACCACUACGUCGAAAAUGGCUUUGCGUACGGCACAGAGCCUGUGCCUCCUACAUUUGGGCGCUACGAUUCGUACGCCAAUGCUCCUCAGCAUGAACCGGUAUUCCACGACUCGGCAUACUACACCCCUGCGCCCAAGCCCAAGCCAGAACGCGACCACAAACAGGCCCGCGAGAGAGAGACGACGACUGUGUCCAAGCAGUCCGACAAGAAGCGCAAGAGGUCGGAUGUCGGGCAACUCGAUAUGUCCCUCGUCCGAGCGCAGGCUGAGCGAGAUGUGACCAUGGCGGGUACGCCUCCUAUUCUUCACUCGGGCCUCACAGGAGGCCUCAACAGGCUGCUGGCUCGUGCGGAUUUCCCUCCCAGUCCCGAUUAUUCCGGUGCCGAAGCUUCCCCAUUGAGCCCUAUGAAACGGGCAAAACAGGGUACAUCCAAAGCCCUUGCACGCGCCCAGCGCCAGUACGAGGAAGACGAGAAACGUGAGCGGGAAGCAAAGCUUGAGCGACAGAGGGAGAGAGGCCGAGAUCGCGAACCCAAGCCUCGCAAGACGUCCAACGGCACUGUUAAAGAGAUCAAUGGGACCAGGGCUCUUGUUCGUAGCAAGCGCGAAAAGUCUGGUCGUGAAGAGCGCCGUCGCCGUCGUCGCUCGUCGUCGUCGCCUUCUCCUGAACGCAAAUCGAAGCCGAUGAAAGCGAUUGAGUAUUCCCGUGCCGACUCCGAGUCGCCUGCGCCUGAAGUCAACGGCAACGGAGCGGUGGUACUACACAGCAACGGCAACGCUUUCCCCAAGGAUUUGGGUGCCCGCGCAGAGCUCUUCAUGUCAUUCAUCAACAAAGGACCCGAGUCCGAGCGUGGGUGUAGCGUAAACAAGGUACUGAAACGUUAUCACCGCGAGCGUUACGAUCGCUGGGAUCGGGAGCUAAGCAAGCCUGACGAGGAGAAGGAGCUCUGGAAGAGUCUCCGGUUGAAGCGGAACGACAGAGGGGAAAUCGUGCUCUUCGUCUAGCGAUACCAUCAUGAUUUUCUAUCUCAUUCGGGGCGGAGUCUGAUACCACGUUGAUGGUGAUCACAUGAGAUGGAAGGGUGGACGGAUCUUCGAACUUGGAUGAUACCCCGAUUCCUUUGGCGAGCUGCUUGGUUUGGUGAACGUUGCGGAUUAGAGCUCAUCUCAGCCUCUACAUUAUACGGCCGCAUACUCGUGUUCCUUUUUUCUUUUUCGCGUUUCAUCAGGUCGUCGCAAUCUUUUCUUCUCUUUUAACAUCUACGUAAUGCUCUGGGCUGGGCCCGGUC
Messenger RNA from Mytilinidion resinicola, 1935 nucleotides. RefSeq lists its product as uncharacterized. Gene Ontology annotation, molecular function: DNA binding. Bases 92 to 1651 code for a protein of 519 amino acids. Gene Ontology annotation, biological process: rRNA processing; negative regulation of transcription by RNA polymerase II. Gene Ontology annotation, cellular component: nucleolus. NCBI's taxonomy places the organism in Eukaryota, Fungi, Ascomycota, Dothideomycetes, Mytilinidiales, Mytilinidiaceae. The transcript is spliced from 3 exons. The record is from RefSeq and is a predicted model, not a curated record.